AUGGCAGGCGGUCACAUGAAAUAUCGCCACCUCAGUCGGUCGUCGUCGCAUCGCCAGGCGCUCCUGCGAAACCUCGUCACAUCGCUCUUCAAGCACGAAACGAUUGCGACAACAUGGCACAAGGCGAAGGAAGCCCAGCGGUUAGCCGAGAAGCUGAUUACCCUGGGAAAGAAGAACACAGAGGCGACACGGCGGAGAGCGACGCAGAUAUUCUACGAACCAAAUGAAAUGGUACCCAAGCUAUUCGGACCCAUAAGGAAGCGCUACGAAGCCAGACCCGGCGGCUACACUCGAGUCCUCCGCAUUGAGCCCAUGAAAGAAGACCAGGCCGAAUCCGCCAUCCUCGAACUCGUAGACGGACCAAAAGACAUGCGCUUCGCCAUGACCGCAAAAACACUAGCGAGGAGACCAACAAAAUUAGGGUUGAGCCCGGGCAUCACAAUGCACGUCAAGAAGGUCACACAGUUUCGCAAGGAUGGUGUGGAGGGCCUGCGGAAAAUGGUUCAGUCACUGCGGAAACUACAUGCCAAGGGUGUGGAUGAGAGGAUAUUACCUGCGCCUAAGAAGGUAUACCCGGAGACUCAGAUGAAGAGGGAGAUGCACUAUCCCGAGGAGGUUGACAGUGGCAAGUACCCGAACAAGAUUAUGCGAGUCGGAAAGUCAAUGAAAGUGACGUCGAGAGCGAAGCCAAGAGUGAAGCCGAGGGCAAAGGUAGCAGAGGAGAGCAAGAAGGAAGAACACCUGAUCAAAGAGUAG
This is a messenger RNA of Alternaria postmessia, 756 nucleotides long. RefSeq lists its product as uncharacterized. Bases 1 to 756 code for a protein of 251 amino acids. The transcript has 2 exons. Gene Ontology annotation, biological process: translation. Gene Ontology annotation, cellular component: ribosome; mitochondrial large ribosomal subunit. The record is from RefSeq and is a predicted model, not a curated record. Gene Ontology annotation, molecular function: structural constituent of ribosome. Lineage: Eukaryota; Fungi; Ascomycota; Dothideomycetes; Pleosporales; Pleosporaceae.